Physcomitrium patens is the source of this 2821-nucleotide messenger RNA. The record is from RefSeq and is a predicted model, not a curated record. NCBI's taxonomy places the organism in Eukaryota, Viridiplantae, Streptophyta, Bryopsida, Funariales, Funariaceae.
AGAGUCCAGUGUCGCAAUGCGGCGAUUGAAGGUUCCGAAUCCGAGGGAAAAGGGGAGCGUGGCUGCGGAUGCCGCCACCACAUUGACCGAUUCCUAAUUUACAUUCGCAUGUGAAAGCUCCCCCCAAUCCCAUGGCUUUUUCCGGCUUGCGCAAUUAUUCCUCCUCCGACUCCUACUCGUAGUGGAGGAUAGAUAGUUGGGGCACUUGUACACAUAUGUGUCGUUUCUGCCUGAGAUUCGAGCUGGGGAGAUGCUGUGGCGAUGAGGGUGGUGUAGUUUGGGUGUUGUCUCAACGGCGCUUUUAACUGAUAGCCUGGGUGCGAGACGAUUCAAUUGGUGUAUUAAUCCGUUGGCUUCUUCAAGUGUCCGAAACUCGGGAGGAGUUCAAUUGACUUAGUGCCUAACCAGCUGAAGUGUGAGAUUUUGUGUGUGUUUCAGUGAAAUAACGAGUGUAGUGUGUUAGCAGAAGCUUGUAUUCCUGGUUUAGAAUUGGUUACUUGUUCGCAAAUUUCUCUGGGUUUUUCCGAGCCUCCUUCUCUUGUCCUGUUAUUGGUGGGAGAUAAGCAAAGGACAUUUGUUGCUGAAUCGCUUGAAGGUAGCUUGGGAGGGUGUGGGACUGGAUCGACACUUCAAUUGUUAUCGAGUAUCUGCACAAUUGGAUUCAUGCACGAAGUUGAUUUUUCAUCUUCGUUUUUGGAUUGGGACUGUGCAGAUGAAUGCAAACAGAUAAUCAGCAGUUGAAUCACCUUGGUGCCAGCAAUCAUGGGGAGUGCAUGUUCUAGAAAGAAUGAUCAGAGUGAUCUUGAAAUUGAUGAUGAACUUUGCGGCCGCUCUGGAGGAUCGAAUCGUAGUUUCACUCUGCGAUGGCCAGUAAGAAGAGCACAAGCUCUGGAAUCUUUGGCAUUCCGUCCGCAUGGAGCACAGACGUCGCCAUCCCUGCUCGAGAUUUGUGUCCAGAACAUCGUUAAGAAUAUUGAUAAGUACAAAUCUUUUUCUGGAGUACCCCGGGACCUGAUACAGCAAGUCUUGAACGAUCUAGUCAGGAAGCAGCUUCUGUCUCCUGUAACACUGGAACUAUUCUCUGACUGCGCGCUGCAGGAUGUUUUACUUGCAGACUACCCCGGAGUGGAGGAUUUCUGGCUGGAUAUCAUAGGCUCUCAGGGCGAGUCACUUCUAGCAUUGGAUAUAUCCGGCUCACCUGUUACGGAUGAUGGGUUAGCAUGUCUUCAAUCGUGUACCAACUUGCAGACCCUGAGUUUGAACUCCUGUGACCACAUCUCAGAUGAGGGUCUCAGUGUAUUGUCAGGGUUAUCGAACCUCACAACGUUAAGCCUUCGCAGCAGUAAUCUAAUUACUGCAGCUGGAAUGCGCAAUUUCACAAAUCUGGUCAGCCUCAAAAACCUCGACUUGGAACGAUGCCCGCUUAUUCAUGGUGGUUUCGUCUAUCUAAGAGGCCUCACGACCUUGGAGAAGUUAAAUGUUGGAUGGUGCAUUGGUGUCCGGAACGCAGAUAUCACGCAUCUUGCCGGGAUUGUGAACCUGAAGGAGCUUCAAAUUUCUAGGAGCAAAGUAAAUGACUCCGGUGUUGCAUCUUUGAAAGGAAUGACCAACCUUCGGAGUCUCAGUAUGGAAGGUUGCCCUAUAACUGCUCAAAGCAUGAAAACUAUUGCUGGUCUGACUACGCUAUGUCAUUUGAACAUCAACUCUUGCUACUUACCUGACUCCGGAUGCCAGAAGCUCGAAGGUCUCAUCAAUCUCCGCACUUUAAACUUGGGUUACAACGAACUCACAGAUUCUGGCAUGGUUUUUCUAAAAGGAUUGACCAACCUGGAGCGUUUGAAUCUUGACUCAUGCAAAGUCGGUGAUGAAGGGAUUAAGCAUGUGAAAGGGCUUUUGAAUCUGCGAAUGCUUGAUCUUUCAGACUCAGAAGUCGGGAACGUUGGUUUGCGCUUUCUUUCUGGAUUGAAGAAGCUGGAGAUUUUGAAUCUUUCCUUUACAGGAGGUGUUACGGAUAUUGGUCUGUCCACUAUUGCUACUAUCACGUCACUGACCUCUCUCAACCUGGACUCGAAGCAGAUCACUGAUACAGGCCUUGCUGCAUUGACAGGCUUGACUGGGCUGAAAAAUUUGGACCUCUUUGGUGCCAAGAUCACAGAUUACGGCAUGGCUCGCCUCCGACAUUUCAAGAAUUUGCAGAGCUUGGAGCUUUGCGGUGGUGGUAUCACAGAUGUGGGAGUGAGCAGCAUCAAGGAUCUGACAUUGCUCACCUCGCUUAACCUGUCACACAAUUUGCGGCUCACAGAUAGAUCCCUUCAGUAUCUUUCUGGAAUGGAAAAUCUAGUAUCUCUAAACGUGGCGAAUUCCAAGGUAACAAACGCUGGUUUACAGCAUCUUAGGCCAUUGACAAAGUUGACCUCCUUAGCGUUGCAAGGUUGCAAGGUGACACGGACGGCAGUGGACCACCUUAAGGCUACCUCUUUGCCCAAUCUGUCUGUCAUUCACCUUAAAUAGUUACAUUUUUUUGACAAAUCAAAUGUAGAGGCCAUAUAGAGAUAUAUUUGCUCUAGCUGUACUGGUAUUGUGGUCACAUCGAUUCGUGGAAAUGUGCCUACCACGAUUCAUUGCAGAUAACUGCACCACUCGGAGGAAAGAGGGAGAGACUCUCCACAGCUGUGUCAAUCCUUGCUGCGCUAUUUGUAGAUUUUGGCACCGGGAUUCUUCAUCCCUGGCACAUAGUAUUGUAAAGGAUAACAGGCCGUAUGGCACUGUUACCUCUUGUGUAAACUUUAUACAUACAUCCAUGCUUCUCUUCAAACAUCUA